AUGACAGCGGAGCGCAGCUCGCAGGCUAGGCGCCCCAACGUCCUCUUCAUCAUCGCCGACGACCUCGGCUACUCCGACAUAGGAUGCUACGGUGCCGAGAUUGCCACGCCGGCGCUCGACGCCCUGGCGGCCGACGGCACCCGGAUGCUCAACUACCACACGGCGGCCGCGUGCUCGCCCACCCGCGCAAUGGUCAUGAGCGGGACGGACGCGCACCUCGCCGGCCUGGGCUGCCUCCUCGAGUACAAGUCGAAUCCGUGGGGCGCGCGCCGGUGGGGAGGGAAAGAGGGCCACGAGGGGUUCUUGAACCACCGCGUCGCGGCGUUACCCGAGAUCCUCCAGGAUAACGGCUAUGACACGGUGCUGAGCGGCAAGUCACGCGGGUUCGACAAGUCGUUCGCCAUGCUCCCAGGCUGCUGUAACCACUACGGCUGGGAGCCGGUCCUGGAGCACGGAUACCCGGGUAACAAAGUGGGCGGGCGACCGAUCCACGUCGAGGACGGGCGCGCAGUGAAAAUCAAGCCCAACACGACUAACAGCGCCGAGGGGUUCUACUCGUCCGACUACUACACCGACAAGUUUAUCGGGUAUUUGGAGGGGCUGAAACGCGACACAAGCGGCGACGCAAAACCGUGGUUUGGAUACCUCGCCUACUCGGCGCCCCACUGGCCGCUGCAGGCGCCAAAGGAGGUGCGGGACAAGUACAGGGGGCGGUAUGACGCCGGGCCGUACGCGCUGCGCGAGGCGCGGCUGAAACGCCUCGUCGAGCUGGGUAUCGUCGACGCCGACGUGGUGCCACAUGACGUCGUCCAUCCCGAAGGACAGGAAUGGGACAGCUUCACGCCCUACGAGAAGGCGUGUUCCGUCCGCGCGAUGGAGGCUUAUGCCGCCAUGGUAGACCGCAUGGACUGGAACAUUGGCCGCGUGGUGGACAUCCUCAAGCGCACGGGGCAAUACGACGACACGAUGAUCGUGUUCAUGAGCGAUAACGGGGCGGAAGGGGCCGCGUUGGAGGCGAUACCCGUGCUGGGGGAGAACAUCAAAGCUGCCAUUCACGAAUACUACGACAACUCGUUAGACAACAUUGGCGAGUGGAAUAGCUACACUUGGCUCGGCCCACUCUGGGCACAGGCCUCGACCGCCCCGUCGCGGCUGUACAAGCUCUUCCCGUCCCAGGGCGGCAUCCUCGUCCCCGCGAUAGUCAAGCCCGCGUCCGGUACGUUCCGUGCCGCACCAGGCGGGUUCUCGCGCGUCUUCACGACGUGCAUGGACCUCGCGCCGACAGUGAUCGAGCUUGCUGGGGUCAAGAUGGCACGCGCAGCCCCAGACGAGCGGGGGAGGAAAAGGGUGCUGCAUCGCGGCGUCGAGGUGCUCGGCAUGACGGGGUGUUCGUGGGUGCCGUGGUUCAGCCGUGGCGAGCGCGUCGUCGCGGGCGAAGCGAACGGCACUGCGAAUGGCGACGCCGACACGCCCCGCGACCCCGACGAGUGGGCAAUCUACCCCUCGACCCGCGCGAUCGGGUGGGAGCUGCACGCGAUGGCGGCGCUGCGCAAGGGCGACUGGAAGAUUGUGCACCUGAAGAAGAGCCACGGGGGGAAGAGCGGCGCAUGGGACAGCGCGGGCGGGUGGGAGCUGUUCGACGUGUGCGCAGAUCCUGGAGAAACGACCGACUUGGCGGCACAGUAUCCGCACAAGCUCGCCGAGCUGCUGGCCCACUGGGACGAGUACGUCGCUGAUGUCGGGCUUGUGUGGGGGCCGGGCGCGAUGGAGCCUGGUAUGACGCCGGACGCCGCGCCCGACCUCUGGGACGAGGACACGGAGAUGCAGCGGACCUGGAUCCAGGUGCCGCAGGGGGGCAAGGCGAGUUUUGACUGGGACAAGGUGUGGGGUGUUCGCGAGGGAUGGGAUCUGCGAUAG
Molecule: messenger RNA, 1917 nt
Organism: Vanrija pseudolonga
Lineage: Eukaryota; Fungi; Basidiomycota; Tremellomycetes; Trichosporonales; Trichosporonaceae
Gene: atsA
Product: Arylsulfatase
Exons: 5
Coding region: 1-1917 (638 amino acids)
Molecular function (GO): arylsulfatase activity
Source: RefSeq, a predicted model, not a curated record